This is a messenger RNA of Cavia porcellus (domestic guinea pig), 4575 nucleotides long. RefSeq names its product solute carrier family 25 member 45 (gene Slc25a45). The record is from RefSeq and is a predicted model, not a curated record. Gene Ontology annotation, molecular function: transmembrane transporter activity. Gene Ontology annotation, cellular component: mitochondrion. Gene Ontology annotation, biological process: transmembrane transport. NCBI's taxonomy places the organism in Eukaryota, Metazoa, Chordata, Mammalia, Rodentia, Caviidae. The coding region runs from base 391 to 1257 and encodes 288 amino acids. The transcript is spliced from 7 exons.
CAGAUUUGGGUUUUCACUGUCUUUUUUCUAUGAAAGAAUUUCCUUCUCACAGUUUGGAAGCCAGCAAGCCCGGUAGCUAGGUUCUGGCAUCUGGCAGAAGGCCAGAGGGAGGGAGGGAGCGAGCAGGCACAGGGCAGCGCAGAGCCAUCGCAUCACACACAGGGUCCUUUACAUAGCUGUCCAGGGAAGAGGCGGGUGAGGGAGGCCGGUGGUGACUCAGGCGGGGGAGUCACACACAACUGUUCGGGAAGGCACAAGGCUCAUGCCUGUGGGAGAUUAUCUGCAGGCCCAGGUGAAAGACAGGCUACGAGUUACAAGUUGGACAGUCUCCUCUGUGGAACUGCAGAGCAGUGGAGCAGCCACCUGCCAGCUCCCGCCUCAGCCCAGACAAUGCCUGUGGAGGAGUUUGUGGCUGGCUGGAUUUCAGGAGCCCUGGGCCUGGUCAUGGGCUACCCCUUUGACACUGUAAAGGUGCGGCUGCAAACCCAGAACGCGUACCGAGGCAUUGUAGACUGCAUGGUCAAGAUUUACCGCCAUGAGUCGAUCCUGGGCUUCUUCAAGGGAAUGAGCUUCCCGAUUGCCAGCAUAGCCGUGGUCAACUCUGUCCUGUUUGGGGUCUACAGCAACACCCUGCAGGUGCUCACGGCCACCUCCCACCAGGACCGGCGGGCCCAGCUGCCCAGUUAUACAUGUAUCUUCCUAGCAGGCUGCACCGGGGGCUUUGUGCAGGCCUACGCCCUGGCCCCCUUUGACCUCAUCAAAGUCCGUCUACAAAAUCAGACGGAGUCGAGGGUGCGGCUGGGGAGCCCCCCGCCCCGGUAUCGGGGACCCGUGCACUGUGCAGCCACCAUCUUGCGAGAGGAGGGACCUAGGGGGCUGUUCCGAGGAUCUGGGGCCCUGAUGCUGAGGGACACCCCCACGCUGGGACUGUACUUCAUCACCUACGAAGGGCUCUGUUACCAGUACACCCCUACGGGCCAGCAACCCAGCUCGACCACUGUGCUGGUGGCAGGAGGCUUCGCGGGCAUAGCCUCCUGGGUCACGGCCACGCCCUUCGACGUGGUCAAGGCGCGGCUGCAGAUGGGCGGCGUGCAGCAGCGGGCCUACGCGGGCAUGCGCGACUGCAUCGUGACCAGCUUCCGGCGAGAGGGCCUGGCCGUCUUCUUCCGGGGCUUCACCAUCAACAGCGCCCGCGCCUUCCCCGUCAACGCAGUCACCUUCCUCAGCUACGAAAGCCUGCUGCGCAUGUGGGGGUGAGGCCCCGGGAGCCCGGAGGCCGGGCGGAGGGCGCGAUGGGCGCGAUGGCAUGGGCAGGCCAGGCCUGGGACCCGCAGCGCCGCCCACCUCGCACGGCGCACCCCAGCUCCUUUGCUCCGGAAGCAAUGAGCGCGGGCACAGACUGAACUGGCCGGUGGAGCGGGCCACCACCAAGCCCUGUCCCGCAACCCCUUGGCUUUCCCUUUUCAAGCCACUACCCAGCGCCGCAAACAUCACGCCUAACUCCUGCAGCGCCCCCUUUUCAGCCUCUCCUCGCCUUGCACGGCCCUGUGUUUUCCCUGCGCGGGAUAUUGGGGGGGGGGGGCAGUGGCUGUCUCGGCCCUGGCUGGCCCUCCCCACGAGGCUUCCAGCUUCCUUGGUCACUCUGUGGACCUAAACACACCGGGAAUCACUCACAACCCAGGCCUGGGAGGCUUCUGCCUCCUGGACAGCAGGGCCAGAGCUCAGCAGGUGCCUGUACCUACCCAGGUGACCAGGCCUCCAGGGGCCCAGGCCAGCACCGUCUCCUGGGGGCCUUCCUGCUGCCCACGGCCCACCUGCCCUUGGCCCAGCUGCCCAUAGCUCAGUGGGAGUGCGGGUGGGGUUGGCAGGUGGACUGCUGGUUGAAACCAGGGCCUUUGCAUGGACCUACAUUCUCAGUCCUUUUUAUUGUUUAAAAUUUUGAACCAAGGCCUCAUUAAGUGGCCAAAUUGCCUGGGCUGGAUUCCAAUUUGUAAUCUCUCUGCUUUGGCCUCUGGAGUGCCGGGCCCCACUGGAGAGGGUUCCUUUGCUCAAUAAGGCUGAACAGCUGGGCAUGGUGCCACACCCCUGUAUUAUCAAUGAAAGGAACCCUUUUUUAUAAAAGUAAGUUUAUUGGUACAUUUUAGCUCACUCAUCAUAGGGAAUUUGUACCUGUACAUGAUAUGCCUUGAUUCUUUUUUCUUUUUCUCUAUUCUCCUCCCCUCCCUUUAACUCCUUCUCCCCCAUCCAUUUACAAACAUUUGUUCCCAUUUUUUUUUAGAGGAAUCCUUUUGAGCUGGGCAUGGUGGCUCACCCCUGUAGUCCCAGCACAUGGGAGGCUGAGGCAGGAGAAUCACUGCAAAUUUGAGGCCAGCCUGGGCUGCAUAGUAAGUUUCAGGCUGGCCUGAACUACCUAGUGAGACUGUCACAACAAACCAAAAUAAUAUUAACAAUAAUAAGGGCUGGGGAUUUAGCUCAGCGGCCUAAGUACUUGCUUUGCAAUCAGGUGGUCGUGAGUUCGAUCCCUGGUACCGAUAAAAAAAACCAUAAUAACAAUAAUAAGCCUGAACAUAGCAUAGUGAUGAGUGUUUUGGUUUUCUGUGGGGUUGCUUUUUUUUUUGUCUUUUUUCGUUUUUAUCGGUACCAGGGAUCGAACUCAUGACUGCCUGCUUGCAAGGCAGGCGCUUAUGCCGCUGAGCUAAAUCCCCAGCCUCCUGCUUUUUUUUGAGACAGGAUCUCACUACAUAGCCCAAGUUGGCCUUCCACACAUAGCGAUCCUCUUGCCUCAGCUUCCUGAGUGCAGGGAUUACAGACAUGCACCAACAAGCCCAGCUAGUGGUUAAUGUCUAUCAUCCUAGCUACUCUGGAGGCUGAGGCAGGAAUUUAAGGAUAGCCUGGGCAAUUUAGCGGGACCCUGUCUCAAAAUUUAAUAAGAGGGCUGGAGAUGGAGCUCAGUCCAAGGCCCUGUGUUUAAUCCCUUAUCAAUCAGUCCAUCAGGUUGUGUUAUAAUUGAAGGUCUAUCUUUUAGUUUGUUCUUUAUUUAUACUUCGAGUUUCUGAUAGACAAACCAUGGAAUCAAACUGCUUUAUAGUGGUGUAGCAGAAAAUGCUCCUGCCAGCAUUUUGGUUGCCUGGUAAAACAGUUCCUGCUUCAGUUUGGGCUGCUGGCUGAUUACAGCUGGGUCACUGCCAUGCUUAAGUGUAAGAACCAAUCGAGGACGGUCACUACUCCUUUCUCCCCCAUCCCGGUAAAAACCUGCCUCCCUGGGCCUCUGGGGCCUGACAUUUUGAGGAACAAUUGAUUUCUAGUCAGUGCCUCCCAAUAUUAUGUAAAUAUGCCUCUAAAUCCUGGGCCUUGUUUCAGUGUUUCUCUUUGCCAUUGCAGUAGGAGGGUUCUGCAUAAAACCCAGUGCCCUGCACUUCCAUGUGAAUGAACUAGAAGCCUUGUUUUCUUUCAUUCAUUCCCACAUUCAUUCAUUCAGUAAUUUGUUCAAAAGGCAUUUAUUGUGUGCCACAGUAUACCAGCCAGAGUUCUUUUUAGUACUGGUCUGUGAUACAUGAUUCACUGUGGGACACGGGUACAUCUCCAUCUCACAUUUUUUUUUUUUUUUUUGAUACCUGGGAUUGAACUCAUGACUGCAUGCUUGCCAAACAGGCACUUACGCCACUGAGCUAAAUUCCUGGCCCUAUGUACCACAUCUUGGUGCUUUUUAUUCCAUCUUCCUUUCCCAUCUUCAGAAGGUCUUUUAUUUUGUUCUUUAUUUAUACUUUGAGUCUCUGAUAGACAAACCAUGCAAUAUUUAACCUUUUGUGUCUGAUUUAUUUCACCUAGCCCAAUGGUCUCAAGGUAUAUCCAUUUUCCUAGAAAUGACUGAAACUUAUCCUUCUUUAUGGCUGAGUAGUACUCCAUGGUGAGUAGGUACUGAAGGUUCUGCUGGCCUGGGGUUUAGCUCCAUCCUCCCAAAGUGGUUCCAGACCCACAGAGACAGCUUCUCGUCCAGGAGUGACUUCUGCGUUCUCCUCAUUCCAGAGAUAAACUUCCCCUGCUCCCUUUUUAUGAGUGUACUGACCCCUUUCCAAUCUUAAGACUCCACAACCACCCAAGUCUCCACCUCCAGCCCUCAGUAAGUCUGCCUCCUAUUUAACACAGGCAGAAGCUCCUUCAAAUCAGUGGUUAAUAUGUCACUUUGCCACCCCUCAAACUCCUCCCCCCGUCAGAACUGAUAAAAGUAGCCCCACUUCUGUGUUCUUGUUUGAGAGCCUCUGUACGCCCUGCCCCAUGAAGCUCUCCCUUGCCCGCAGUAAAGGCCUCCUCCUCUGUCUCCUUCUUACCUCUCAUUUUCUCUGCACUGCUUCAGAUUGAGUGCCCAAAAUACUCAAUCAGGUGCAUUUCCUUUAUUUGUUCAUCAGUCAACUGACAUAGAAAAUGUUUCUAACAUUUUACCAGCCGCAGCUUUGGCAGUGAGCAAACUCCAGCAAGAUCUCUACUGCACAUAGUUUAAAGGAGAGCUCAUAGUUUAAAGGAGAAGUAGAUAUAAUCAAAGGGCCACAGAGAGGAGAGUGGAAUUGCAAACAGGAA